AUGGACCUGCCGCCGACGUACGUAGCGGACCUCUACCGCCACGUGCUCCUGGGCGUGAAGGCGUCGAAUGCGAUUCCGAGCGGCGAAGAUGAGUUUCAUUUUCAGUACAAGUUCAACGAGGCCUUCCGCGGCCAAGCCGACGCACUCGGCGAGCGCGUCACGACGCUUCUGCAGCAGCUGCAGCACGUCAACAACAAGCUCAAGUCAGACAACGACGACAACGAUGUCGCCGUGUUUGACCCGCUAGAAGAGAAUGGCCCGCUCACCGACCUCGUCGACUCGCUCCUCGAAGAUGCGUCCAAGCAGAUCGAGCGCUUCCAGAAGGGCGAGGUGCAGGCAACGCCCGCGGCGGCGACACCCGCUGCGCCAACGGCGGCCGUCACGACCAAUGCGGCGAUCAACAAGCCGCAGGAGAAGUUUGCAGACAAGAUUGACAACUCGGAUGCGCCGUUCGUGAGCAAGUUGAAGACCAAGGUGCACGCCGCGACCGUGGCCACGGAACAGGACACGACAGGGUCGGACGAGCCGUACCACCCGUAUCGAUCCGAAAUUGCAUCGCUCACGUACCAGCCGUGGCAGCUCGCGCCGUCGACCGAGAAGCGCGAAAUGAUCUCGCUCGAGAAGGCGACGUACACGUGGGUCGACACGGAAGAGGCGCUCGCGGCGAUGCUGGCGACGCUAUCAACAGCCGACAUCCUCGCGAUCGACCUCGAGCACCACAGCUACCGCUCGUACCAAGGGUUUCUCUGUCUCAUGCAGAUCUCGACGUGGGACGCCGACUGGCUCGUGGACACGCUGGCGCUGCGCGCGCACCUCGAGGCGCUCAACACGAUCUUUUGCGACCCGACGAAACUCAAGGUGCUCCACGGCGCCGACAUGGACAUUCUCUGGCUGCAGCGCGACUUUGGCGUGUACAUUGUCAACAUGUUUGACACGGGCCAGGCCGCGCGCUGCCUCCAGUACCCGCGCUUCUCGCUCAAGUACCUCCUCCAGACGCACUGCAAUGUGACCGCCGACAAGCAGUACCAGCUCGCCGACUGGCGCGUGCGUCCGCUGGACGACCCGCUCGUCAAGUACGCCCGCGAAGACACGCGGUACCUCCUCUUCAUUUACGAGAACCUCAAGCGCGAGCUCGUGUCGCACAAGAGCGGCGCGACCAAUCUGCUGCACCAAGUGUACGCACAGUCGGCCGCCGUCGCGCUCUCCGUGUACGAGAAGCCCAAGGUGCCAACGUUUGACGAGCUCUUUGACAUGGCGCUCAAGCUCAAGAGCACGGUGGGCCUCGAGACGAUUUCGGACAACCAAGCGCACAUCUUUGAGCAAUUGUACCUCUGGCGCGACACCCUCGCACGCGCGCUCGACGAGUCGCCGGGCUACGUGUGCCCCAACGCGGUGCUUUUGAAGAUCAUGAAGGGUGUGCCGACAACGCCCGCCGCGCUCUUCCGCCUCUGCAACCCGGUGCCGCCGCUUCUCCGCAAGCACGCGCACGAGCUCACGUUGCUCAUUGCGCGCGAAGCGUCGGCGCCCACUACCGCUGUGGCUCCGGUGGCACUUGCGAAGAAGAAGACGACAACGUUGCUCGUGCACGAAGAGAACGAUCAGAUUUACGGCUUUGCGGGCUGGAAGGUUCCCAAGCGCACGACGACGGCGGUCGUCGCCGAGGCGUCGUCGUCGCUGGCGCCAGCCUUCGACAUGCAGUUGGAAGCGGACGGCCAUGCCGCGCUCGAGAAGGUGCGGGCGGCCCUUGCGGCCACAGCGUUUGUCGUCGUCGACUUUAUGGAGAAGACGCCCGCGCCUGUUGUUGCGGCACCGGCCCCCAAGGAGGAAGAGGAAGACGUGUACGUGGCGCCCAAGUCUCUCACGGAGAACUACCCGAAGCUCAAGAAGCGCAAGUUUGAGAGCAAGGCGACCAAGGACGCGGCCGCAGCGACGGCGGCGCUCAACCCUGUCGACGAAGCGGCACCUGUCGAAGCCUCCAAGAUGGACGUGGAUGCGAUGCUCAAGCAGCAGGAAGACGACAAGCGCAAGAAGCGGCGGGCAGGCUACAACCCGUUCGUUGGCGGCAAGGACGUGGUCAACCAAAAGCGCGGCUACAACGCGCCGCGAAGCUCGACCUUUCGGUAA
Molecule: messenger RNA, 2124 nt
Organism: Saprolegnia parasitica CBS 223.65
Lineage: Eukaryota; Oomycota; Saprolegniomycetes; Saprolegniales; Saprolegniaceae
Exons: 2
Coding region: 1-2124 (707 amino acids)
Biological process (GO): nuclear polyadenylation-dependent antisense transcript catabolic process; exonucleolytic trimming to generate mature 3'-end of 5.8S rRNA from tricistronic rRNA transcript (SSU-rRNA, 5.8S rRNA, LSU-rRNA); nuclear polyadenylation-dependent snRNA catabolic process
Cellular component (GO): nucleolus; nuclear exosome (RNase complex)
Molecular function (GO): 3'-5'-RNA exonuclease activity; nucleic acid binding; nucleotide binding
Source: RefSeq, a predicted model, not a curated record